AUGGAAACUCCAUUUUCACCACCGGUCCUUUAUUUAACCGAUGAUGAUAAUGAUGAUGAUGAUAAUCUGACAGAACAACAUAUGUUUUACGGUAGCUCAUUGAAAAAUACAAUCAAUGAAAAUCUACCUCAUAAAAAACGAAAAUUAGCAACUUCAAAUGUUCAAAUGAAUUCAUCAAUGUUUCACUGGUCUAAACGACAGCGAAAUGACAAUUACCUACUGCAACAACAACAAGCAGCUAGAAAUUUCUUUAAUCACGAACCAGAAACAAUAGUUAUUGAUUCAGAUGAAUCUAUAGUUGAAACUGAAGAAUCUCAUUCGUUUGUUGCAUUUGAUUGGACUAAUGACACACGCGCUGCUCCUAAAACAUAUUCAAACCCCAUGCAACCGACACCUCGACUAGCUAUUCCACCACAAAAUACUGUGAUGAAUAUUUCGAAACAUCAUAUAGAUCAACCAGAUACGCAUCCAUUGAUGCCAAUAAUUCAUCAAAACGACAGGUAUAUACCAUCGGCACGAAAUAAAUCAAUUACUUUUCCGAUACCAUUAACUUCAUCACCACCAUUACCAUUACCUUUACCUACAUCAACAUCAGCAUUUACUCGACCUUCUGUACAACGUUUUCCAGCAACAAAGACUAUUCGAAUUCCUUAUGCACAUUCCCCAUCAGUACCACCCGUAGUAGUUCAUCACCGAACAGAACCCAUAUUUUCACCAGCAUUUCAUCUAUCUUCAUCAGUUCCAAUAAUAAAUGCACCAACAACAACAGAAAUUCAUCGUCAAGCAAUUAAUGACAAUGCUGUUUUAUCAGCAUUUUAUGAUUCAAAAUGCUAUCGAUGUAAUAUUUGUCGAUUUAAAACUAUCACUAGUUCUAUUCUUCUUCAACAUCUUUUUACACAUAUAUUUUUUUGUCGUCAAUGCUCAUUUUAUACCUAUUCACAACACGGUUUAUAUCAACAUAUAUUCGAAAAGCAUACUUUGAAUUUUCAUAAUGAUACUAUUGAUCCAAAAAAUUUAGAUUUACUCUAUGUAACACGUUGUCAAGACGGUACCUUUGCUUUAUGUAUGGAUUCAUCAGCAUCCAAAACACUAAUUUCUACAUCAUCAAUCCUAGCAAAUCAUGAUGAACAAUAUAACAAUUCAACAGCAGCUGCAGCAGCAGUAGCAACGACAACAACAGUUAAUAGUAAAAAUCCAAAACGUAAACCUCUAAAGAAAAAAGAGUCUAAACCAAAAAAGAAAGAACAUAAUGAUAUUGUAAUUUUAUCAGAAAAAAUGGAUGUGAAUUCUCAACCAUCGACAUCAACAUCAAUAACAAAACAUUCAACAUCUAUAGAAAAACAAGCACAUAGAUAUGUUGUAAUGAAACAUCGUCGUUAUUUUUCAAUGAGACAUUCUCUAUGUUUACAUUCAUUAACAUUAGAAUAUAAUAUAUGUCGAGAAUAUACUGUUCGCCGUAUAUGUAAAACACAAGGAGCUGUAAAAGGACGAAAAAUUAAAUCAAAACUAAAAUUAUUAACAUUCAUCGAUGAUAUCGCAAAUUGUUUGAAAAUAAUUAUAAAUGAUAUUGUCGAUAUGGAAGAUAACAGAGAUUCCCAUGGUUUAAUAUGUAAACUACCAAGCAAUAUUAUCAAUUUGAUAUUUCCGACUGCUGACCUUAAUAGAAUAACACGUCAAUUGAAAUUAAACAAUAAAUAUGAUAUAACUCUUAAACAAAACGAACAAUAUGAUUCUGAAAAUCCCAUACGUACAAAUAAUCAACAAUUUUUCCUCUUGUCUGCAUUGGAAACAUUUCAAAGUGAACAAUCGAUUAUUACUUCAUUGCAUACACCAAUAACGAAUAGUGAUUCAGAUGUGCUAAAGACACCACUCCAUUCAUUACCAAUAUCACAUGAUAAUACAGCUCGAUUUUUAAAAGGAACUACAAAACCACUACCACCAACGCCUAAUCCGACUUCAAAACUAUCAUCAAACCCUGAAUCGAAUCAUAUUGUUGUGAGACAAUCAUCUCAACAUUCGAAUUCUUCAUCGACAUCACCAAUAAUUGAUAGAAAUAACAAUUCCGUGGCAUCGCCAAAAGCAAAAGUAUCUUCGAUACCGAGUGUUAUUGUUCUCGACUAA
This is a messenger RNA of Rotaria socialis, 2121 nucleotides long. The record is from the annotation of a GenBank genome assembly. NCBI's taxonomy places the organism in Eukaryota, Metazoa, Rotifera, Eurotatoria, Philodinida, Philodinidae.